CCGGCAGCUCCGCCGCCUGACUCCCGCCCCGCCGUGCCCUGCUGCGGUCUGGCCGGGCAGCCCGGGUGUCAGGGCCCGCGGCGCGGCGUGGCUUCCCUGCCGGCCGGGUAAGGCGGGCAGAGGCCGCCCCGGCAGCGCCGCCCCGGCAGCGCAUCCCCGCCAGCAGCCCGCGGCCGGGCUGGGCAGCCGUGGGCGGCGGCGGCCCGGGCAGUGCCGCCUGGCAGCGGGGCGGGGAGCGGGGGAGGUGGGGGCGAGGGCGGCUCUCACUCCUCUACUCUCCUCUCUUCCCUCCCUCUCGGUACCCCCGCCUCCGACCUUCGCCGCUGCCGGGAUCGCGGCUUGCACCGGCCCGUCCUCUGAGAAGUGGCGAGGGGGCCCGGCCAUGGAGACCCUCGUGCGCCCCGGGGCCAGCAAACCCCCCACCGGGAAAAGAAUGAAAGCUCGUGCUCCUCCUCCUCCAAAUCAACCUUCUGCAGCAAGUAGAAUUCACAGUGAACCUAAGUCACCUGCAGAGACAGCUGUAAUUUCUGAUCAGAACCUUGUGAGCAUGAAGGAGAACAUGAUAAACAGACUGGUGGACUUCACAGUCGUUUUACCCGGUGGGGUGGAGCAGAAGUGCACAGUGCAAGGAAGUAAAGCUGUGAUGGAUGUAUUGGUUGAUUUAUGCAGCCAGUAUCACUUAAAUCCAUCUCAACAUAGUCUUGAACUAAAGUCUUCGGGAACUCAACAAGUUCUGAGUUACAAGCCAAACACUUUGAUAGGAGCACUGGAUGUACAGACAGUUCUUCUGAAAGAGAAGAUUGCAGAAGAGAAGGCAAAGCGACCUCUGCCAAGGGUCCCUGAGAAAUCUGUGAGGCUGGUAGUGAACUACCUGAAGACACAGAAGGCUGUGGUUCGAGUUAGUCCAGAGGUGCCUCUCCACAACAUCAUCCCAGCUAUUUGUGAGAAGUGUGAAGUCAGUCAAGAGCACAUUGUUCUUCUGCGGGACGGCAUAACUGGGGAAGAGCUGGAGCUUACCAAGUCCUUGGAGGAGCUAGGGAUAAAGGAGCUGUAUGCCUGGGACAGAAAAAAAGAACCAAAUCGAAAGGCUUCAGUAAGCAGUGAUGCAAUAGAGAAAGAAAAGACAAGACUUUUAGGAUUGUUUAAUGCUGAUAGAAGCAGCAACAAGGGUUUUUCCACAGCACCAAAUUCCCCUUCGGUGAAUUCUCGUUCCAGUAGCCUGGGUUCAUCACAGUCCCUUGGUAACAUCUCUGGAAUGACAGCAAACCCAGAAGUGAAAAAGCGCAGAGCACCUCCUCCACCAGUUGCAACACCAGUAUUGCCGAAUGCGAAUGCGGAGUUGAGGGGACAAGAGAGGACAGCAGCACAGAUAUCACAAGGAGCAUCUCUGAAUGAUUUAAGGAAAAAGAAGAGGCGUGCCCCUCUUCCACCAGCUGCAUCUGCUCCACCCACUCCUGCCAUGCCCAACAGGACAGAAGACAGGGAAGACAAGAGGAGGAGCACAAUGGUUUACUGUUGUGCAUCAUUCCCUUCAUACUCCAAGCGUGUCUGACAGACCUUGCCUCUUCCUAUGACCUUCAUACUUCUGAACCUCCUGUUGCCUCUGCUACCCUGAUUCUUCUGUUGCCUUCCUUCCUCCUCUGCUGGGAAAAAAAAAAAACCACCUUUUUUUGGCUGAGAUUUUGGCUUCUUUUCUUUUUAAACUCGCACAUUCUCUUUAAUUAUUAUUGAUUAUUUUUGGCUGUGGUUCAUGCUCAUUUGCGAGAUAUAUGCUCCAGAUCUGAAUAGUGUGUUAUAUAAAUCUACAUAUCAGCCUCAGAAAGAUUAUCUGUCGUUCUUUUUCAAAAUAUUCUCUUUAUUUUGAGCCAUGGUUUGCUUUGAUUUGGUGUUGCCGAAGAGUGUGUUCUUGGGACAGGAUGUCUUACUUUCCAUAUUGUUUAAAGUUUUAAUGAAAAGUUUUAAGAACUUUUUUUUUCUUUCUUUCUGUUAUUCUAGGUAUAAAGUUUUGUAUUCCCAACAUGCUCUAUUUUCCUUUUAUUGCAUCUAUUUUGUUCCUUUGGAACAAAACUGGUACUGGGCAUGGCCUAGUCAAGUUGAAGUGCAAGAUUCUUUCUGUAUCUUGGCUAUCAAUUAAGCUGUCAAGACAAAAGAAACAGGAAGAUCUGUUGCAUCUAUAAGGGGCUUAAAAGGAAUACCAAGAACAAAUACCAAAUGCACUGAUUCAUGUUCUUUACUUAUGCUUUCAUCCUGAUGCUUAAUAUGAGUAAUUUUAUCUUGAUGCUGGAGACAUGCUGUGGAAAUCGAGGUGUGUGUUCUAUUUCUGUAACAAAAGACGCAAACACUGUUUGCUCAAGAUACAUCUUGUUCUACAAGUCUCCUUUUUACUCUUGUCCUAGGAAUAGUCAGUGAGUUCUAAUUAAAAUAUCAUUUAUAGGUUUGUACUUAGCAAAAACUUCUUUGUGCUAAAGGAAGUUCUUCAUGAGAACGGCCCAUAAGACAUGUAUUUUUAAUAAUCCUGAGCUACAAACAUAGCUUUAUGAGUUGUAAUGUAAUGGUGCACACACCCAGAACUAUUCUGACCUCACAUGUACUGUGCUUUAAGACAUUCAUGUUAUUUAAAUGAGUGACUUGCAAUACAUAACUCUAAUUUAAAUGAUGAAAAAUUAUUGUUUUACCCUCAAGCAAAUAAUCAUGUUCAUCUUGACUCCUUUCCAGGUAGGCAAAAUGGAGAAUAAGAAAGCAAAGCAUUCCUACAGAUAAUAUGAAAUAUGACUAAGAUGGGGUUUGACAGUUUUUAAUACAAAUAUAACAUGUAGUUAGUACAUUUUAAAUGAUUCUUUAGAAAGUAUACUUAGUACCCUAAGGAUCCUCUAAUAAAAGUCAAGUGGAUUUGAACUCUCUAAGCUGCCAGGUACUUUGUAAUAUCUUCUUAAGGCAGGACAAUGGUUUAAUUGUAAGUCUUCUCUCAAAAAGAACCAAAAAAAAACCCUAGUAGGUGUUCACAAUGUGAUGAUUAAGAACCUAAUUUACCCAUUCUCAUUACUCUAUUUGCAUCCUACUUGUAACUCCACAGUUACAUGGCUCAUGGAGUUCAAACUAGUGUAAAAACAAUGAAGUGGUGAAACAGUGUUUUAUAUGAGUACAAAGUACUGUGUAUCAUGAAAGUCUUUCCAUUUACACCAUUUUCACUGAAAGGUGGCACAAAUUUUCAACAAAAUCACAGUUUUAAUGAAAAAUCUCCUUGCUUUGAAAGGAUACAGCUGAGGCCCCUCUCUACAUAGCUGGCAUGUUUCCUACAAAUAGCAGUCUCUUUCGAGGUAGCCUCCUCAAGCUCUUAAAAGCUGAAUGUUAAAUCUCAAAAAGUUCAUUAUUCACACUUUAUUAAUUUUUUCUUUAAUUAAAAUGCAAAAUUUACUUCUUAAAUAUAUUCAGGGGAAUGAACAGUUUUUGUGAGGUUCCUAGGUUAAACAUUUUAAAGACCAGCUUAAGCUAACAAGCUCUGCCUUUCAGGAUUUAAAAAGGAUCUUUGCUUAUGUUCACUCAUGUUUGCUUAUUAUGAUUUCAUAAGUUACAGAUACAUAUAUAUACUAUUAAACAGAAUUUACAAAAAAAAUAGAAGAAAGAUUUCUGUGUCUUUACAAGAAAUCAUCCUGUGACAUUCAUGAAUGUUGUUACAAGAAAUUAUACUGUGACAUUAGCGUAGUUUGAGACCUCCCGGUACUGUACAUGGUGUCAGAAAAAACUUUCAGUGGCACUCAUGAAAUCCAAAUCUGUUGAGUGGAGUUGCACAGAUACUCUGUCUCAGAACUGCUAAUGCAUAAUAGCAUGCAUGCACAGAGGGGUUUAAGCAAAGCAUGAUUGCAGGACCGGGAAGUCACUGGAAAUUUGCUUCCUGAGCACCAGCUCAGCCCUGAGGUACUGUUGGGGGAAUUCCUGUUUGUUCCAAGUUUCAGCUCAGGAUUUCUAAGAGCUCCACUACUCAGCUUCUGAAAGAGAAUGGAUUUUUCUGUCAUUUUCAGUAAUAGGAAGGACUAUCAGUUUAGUUCUCUUUGAUGGAGUCUUAGGUUAGCAGUGAUGUGAAAAGACAUUGGCUUGGUUUUACUCCUUUUAUUGUAACCUUGGAGACAUUGGAAGUGUAGUGAGAAUGACAUAGAAAAGUUAAUAACAAAUUCACCACUAUAACAAAUUUUUCACCAAAAUGCUAUUACCAGAGUUAGUAAGAAACACAUUUCAUAGACCCAUGAUUUAUCUGCACUACCAAACAGCCUUGUUAAAAUACUGUCCUUCAUGUUAAAAUAUCUGGGGUGAAAAUCGAAUAAGCAAUCAAAUAAAAAAAUAGAAAAUAUCAUUGAGCCCUUUCUGGAGAACAAAUAAAUGCCUAGAUAACUUAGAAAUUAAAACAAAUUCCUGUCUUACAACUCCAAUGUCAAUGAUAUUCAGUUCUCUUAGGGAAUAAGGACAGAUGUAUAAUUUAUGAUUAAACCUAUUCUGAUGAAUGUUCUCAACUCAUACGAAAUCCAGUGAAUUCAAAACAGCUUAAGCUUCGUGGUGCCAAAGAUGUUACUGAAAUAUUUUUUACGUUGGCCACCAGAGGGAGCCGAUGUUGUCUCACAUUCACAAUAGGAGAGCAAGAAAAAACGCCAAAAGUGCAUUUCAACCUGAUUCCAAACUUACACAAAGUUUUUUCGUUUUUGGAGCAGUUUGCUGGGAUUUUUUUCUGCAACUAAAAACAAAAAAAAAUUGUUUCUAGAUUAUUUGUUAAAUCAAUUUCAUCACAAAUAAAAAGAAGAUAAAAUUACAUUUUCAGGUGACGCCGCUGUGAUGGCGUCUAGGAGAUGCAAGCUCAAAUUUCUGUUUUAAGCUUUCUCAAAGUAUGGUGGCAUAUUUGGUUGGCUAUUAUAUUGCAUAGAUAUUGCCUCUGUAUCUAUAGCAGCUGUGUCCAAAGUGUGGUAAUUAGUGCAUAUGGUUGGUAUAUGUGUUUAAAACAUGCCUAAGUGCAUAGGAGUAGGUCAGGUUCAGUGCCAGUACAGAUAGACUGUUUUCCUAGGUGGAUCUUAUCAGCUUCAGUGUUAGAAUUUUAAAAUCAUGACCAGAUCUGUUUAGUAUCUGCCUUCUUUCACAGACAAAUUACUUCAUUACCAGCAAUUCAGUCACUUAGAGACUAAAUCUCUGACUUUCAAAACAUCCUUAAAUAUCUUUUCAACAUGUAAUACUUUCGAGUUUUUUCCUUUCAGAUGGAAUCUUUCAGGAUCGAAAUGAAUGUUGUCUUUCUCACUGGGCAGAUGGAUUUCUUUUCCUUUUCUAGUGACAAGGCUGUAGAAUAAUACUAAACUUUAAUUCCAUUUUUAUCUUCAGAAAAUGUGCUACAGGUGCAGCACAGAAAAUUAUUCUGAGCAGGUAAAAUAUGGAGAAAAAUAUUCCAAAUAUAUUAAUGGAAAAAGGAAAUAUUUCUCUUCUUGUUUUUGAACUGGAAUUAUUUAAAGCUGUCUGUGGUAUCUAGAGUGCUCCCCGUACCAAGGGAGAAUGAUUGGCAGAGAAAUCAUCCAGUUCCAAUUGUAUGAUGAGUUGCAAAGAUUUAUGAUGCAUUUGUUUAUUAAACAUAUGACCAUCCAAUCUAUCAUAUGCCCAUCAUCUGUCCCUUUGUUCUGCUUUUUUGAAGUAAACUCUGUGAUCAUGAUUCUCAUACCCUCAUCAUUUAUGUGUACAGUCAGUUUAAACCCUCCUUAUUGUUCUGUCACAGUAUAAAAGUGCUUCUUUUUGAAAGCUAGGCUGUGUGUGUGUAUGUAUGACAGCAGUUCUGUCUUCUGAGCUUGGCUCCCAGUCACUACCAUGACUCUCAAUAUAUAUUUAGUGCAUGAAGUAGGCACCAUUUAGCGUUCCAUACAAAAAUACAUGUUAUUUUAGAAGACAGAAUGGAACUUAUUCCAUCCCUCGAAAAUUACAGCCAUGUUGUUUUCUGAUGUCAUUGUAAAACUAUGGACUCCCCCCUCAAGGACAGUGAAGCAGAAUUGCUGUGUCUGUUUUCCCUUCUUAUUCAUAAGCUUAUCCUAUAGUAGCUCUGUGGCUAGAACAGUCCACUGUUAAAAUUCAUAAGAAGUUGACAAAACAAAAAGUGACAUAAUUAAGUCUUUGUUUAUCUAGAAGAGCUUCCAGGUAAUAAAUGCUGAUUUUUGCUGAGGUGGCUAAGGGGAGAGGUGAUCUUGUACAUUUCCCUGCAAGGAUCCCCUGCUUUAUUUCUUUUUUAUUGCAUACUCUUGUGUAGUGCUCUGGCACCAUUUUGUAGUGGUAAAUGACUGCUGAAAGCAUCAAGUCCAAAGAAAGAAUGAAUGACUCUGGAAUCUGGCAACAAACUGAACAGGUAUCAACUACUGAGUUCUUUAUAUUCCUUGAAUGUACAUUGAACAUGAAAGAUUAUUUUUUCUGUUCACUUCUAAUUCAAAAAUAGUAAAUUUGGGUCACCAGAUCUGCUUAAUUUUUUCAUGCCUUGAGAAAGUUCUAAGGGAGGAGACUGAGUCCUGGGUGCAAACACUGGUUGGAUUGGGCUAAUUUCAUAUUCCCUUACAUUCCCCUGCACUGUGCUGCCUGCAAAAAAACAUGAUUUUGCAGACUUUCAGCCAGAAGUCAGUCUGAGUGUAAGGAAGCAUAAUCACUUUGAAUAAUCAAAGAUAAUAUUUUCUGGUUACAUUCGUAUGGGAUGGGACCCCAGUGAAUCAAAUAGUCUUUCCUGGUAUUUAGAUUUCUAACUGGCUACUUACCUAUUUCAUGUAGUGUAGAAUAAACCUGAGCUUCCCUUCUCCCAUCCUGACUAAAUGUCAAGAAAUUUCUUCUCUUAAUUCCCUUGCAGACCAGCUUUGCAAUCCAAGUGGUCUGUGGAUAAACUGCGAAUGUUUCUUCCAAGUGAAACCAAAUUCCCUGUUGUCCUCUUCCUUCAUCAAAAGAAGUGCAGUUUUAACCACAGGAGCUGUACCUUUAAUAACUGAGCAGCAUCCCUAGAAUGGUGGAAUGUGAGGAAGUUGUCACAGCCAUACACACAGAACAACUUACACUUCAUCAGUAACAAGUGGAGCUAAACAUCUGUGUUCAACCAACUACGUGCAUGUGGUGCAAGUGUGUGUGUGAGAACUUUGAUCCUGGGUGUGAAUUUGAAGUUAUGCCAGGUUUACACAUAAGCAAUGGGCCAAAUAAAAUUGGAAGGGUGGUGCUUUAAGUGGCAUAUAUAGUGCAAGUUCCUACUGAUUCAAAUGCAGUCAAUGAUCAUGGAGCUGCAGUAAACAAACUGUUGAAAUUUUUUCUCUGUUCCAGGUAGGUGAUGAUUCUAAUACCAAAGUGCUUUUCCAUCCUUAGAGGUGUUCAUACUCAGCUUUUCCUAUUACUACUUCUGAGUCAGAAAGCACAGACUAAAAUGCCUGCCUACUUUCUUCUAAGAAAUUGAGAAUUCUGGCCAUGCACAUUUACUUCUGAGUUUUCAGGCAUGAGGGAGUAAAGGCUGAGAGCAGAGACAGCUUCUCUUUUGUCUGCUCCUUUUGUGGAUUCCAUAAUUGUGGUUCCUGGCAUGGAUAAAAUAAUUACAUUCUAACCUACUACCAUAAGCAAAGACUGGGUGUAAUGGAGGACAAAGACAUAAAACAAAAUAAGAUGGAAAGACCAAGAAAGGAGGACUGUGAUGGACAAAUACAAUUUUUUCUUUGAAGACUAUAGUGAUUGAAAUGUGAAAAUAAAGUUGCUAAAUAUAUGGUGCCCUCCUAUAAACAGUGAAAGACUGGUAGGGGAUUACCUGCUUACUUGUUAGAGCAAACAAAACAACUAAAUUUUCUAAUUUUCAAGCAUCUAAUAAAAAUCAUUAUUGUUUUCUGAUUUUUAAAACAUGUAGGUAAGUAUUUUUCUCUUCCAUGUUGUUAUUUUCCUCAGGUUUUUUUUUUUACUUGACACUAAGGUACAGUUUGCAAAAGCUGUAAAACUUAAUGAGGAAAUAGUUUCAGCAUUUUUUCUAAACUAUGUGGAAACAUGCAAGAGAUCUAUUUUUAAGGUGUAUCUGUGGAUGAAACAGUCAAGAUUUGAAUAAAUAUACUUCUUCAAACAUAAGAAGUAUGACAAAUUAGGUAAGAAUUAUAAAGACUGUAAGAAAAAAUAAUUAGUGGCCUUAAGUUCAAGAUAACAGCCUUGUUUACUUAACUUUUACUUGUAAGAGGUGUACCAUUUUGUAAGGCAAACUCUUCCAGACUUGUUCUCCAGAAAGCCUUACAGUGGACUGCCAAGGACUGUAGAAGGGCCACCUUAUAGAACUUCCUGGUGUUGUUGGAAGUAGAUGACACUUUGGAAACUACUGGGUGAAUGCCUUGGUAUCUUGGUUUUGUUCUGGAACCCUUUUUGGGUACUCCCAAUCUCAGACAUGCUAAAUCAAUACUUAACAGUGACACAAUUAUUUUUAUGCCACAGUUUACCCCAAUAAUAAGAAACUUUUUUUUUCUUCCCGUAAGAGAUCCUAUUUCAAUUAAAUACAAUGUGUGUGAAUAUUUUAUUGAUUACUUACUGUUUACUUCUAAAACCCCUUUCUGCUUGCCCUCAGAGAAUUAGAACAAUAUGCUGAUUAACUGACCAGUUAGUUACAGAAACUUAGAGGUUUAAGUGUCAAAAAAUUCCAAAUGAAAACAUUCAGGUAAAAAAAAGGCACACAUAUACUGUAAUUUGCUUGUUUGCUCCACUCCCUUGUGGACAUGCCCAGCUUCCUCUGUACCUGGCAGCUUUCCUGUUCUGUGUUCAUCACACUAAUCAAUGGGAUUCAGAUGUUUCCAAAAUAAAAUCAUUUGUCUUCAGUCUGCUCUUAUAAAGGACACAGACUGUACUAUAAAGUCUUUCCUUCACUUUCAGGGUACAUUAAAUACAUGCCACUGUUCAUAAUACAAGGCUUUGCCAAUGUAUUGAUUGCUUUCUUUUAUACAAAAAAUCCUUGCACAGGGCAACUCCUUGUGGUUUUUUCCACAGACUUAAAUUAGUGCCUGUGAGAAAAUUCGCAGGCUGAUAGUAAUUGAAACAGAAGUCUUUAAAUUUUCAUGCUGUAAUGAGAAGAGUAAUAACAUACCACCACCUUGAUUCUGUGCUGGUUUGAUAGGGGCUGCUCUAAGGUGAGUGGAAAGUUUUAAAAUACCAUGCUGAAAUUAUGACCGACCAGGAGAAUUAAUGUAAUGUUGGAGUAUUACUGUACAAACUGUACUGUACAAAGUGCAGCAGUGGCCACCUGCUAAAAAAAAGUUUCAAACACACUUCCUGGGUAAUGGCUUUAGGAAAAAAAAAUACGUGGUUCUAUGGAGUUUAAAAGAGAAGGUGCCCUUUUUUUAAUAGUCUUUGAUUUUUUUAUAUUAGGAAUAAUAACAGGGAAGAGAGAUGAUAAAAAUUAAUAAAAAGGGGGAAAAUAGAUGGAUAUUAAAAUCCCAGGACCCUUGAGGUUCUUGAUUUUCAAAACCACAAAUAUUUGAGAAUUUCUCCUUUCUUUUUUUCUUCUUUGUUUUCUUAUUUUCUUCCCCCAGACCACCUCAAGUAAUUUCUUAAGCAUUUCUUUUGAACUUCUUUAUUAAUGACUGAGUUCUCUCAUAUCUGAACCCUAUCACACUUGGAGUUGAACUUUUGCUAUUGUUCAUAGCAUCCUUCUCUCAGUAUCCCUGAUAGAUAACAGAAAAUAAGCUUUUACAUGUAUUUGAGGAAAGUUUCUGCACUCUGUCCUUCUACCUCUUUAUUAAACUUUUGUAACUGAACUUCAGGCUCUUAUCCUUCCUGACUCAUUCAGGAGAAGUUGGUAGCCAGUUUAAAAGUUACUGGAGGGUUUCAUAGACAAGCUUAAAACCUAUCAAUUGCGUGACCUCCUCAGCCUAAUUUGAGGAGGAACUGAUGCUGAAAAGAAACAAACUCAAAGGCAUUUCCAAAUUUCCCCCUUUUAUGCUGAUCCUAUUUAAGCCCAUUAAGUCAGGUGAGAAAUUCCCCGAACUAACUUGCCUAUUUUGAGCGUAUGAUCAUAGCAAACCUUCAAAUUCUAGAAAUGGCCCUGCUCCAGCAAAGCACUUAAGCAUGCUUAAUCAGGUACCCCAUUAUACAGCAUGCACAUUAUUAUUGAAUGAACUGUGUAAAUGAAAGCCUUAAAAUGCUUCACAUGAAUAAAAAUACAGACAAAUUUUCCCUGUGGGGAUUCAUCCCAUGCAGGAGAUAUCUGCAGCUUUGCAUUUCAAUCAGUGAACGGUCUGACCCUGCUGCUGUUGAAGUCAGGGGCAGAAUCUAUCUUCUGCAGUAGAAGCAGGAUCUGAUACUAACAGCACGUAAUAUGAAAGGGGCAAUUUUUUCCAAGUGGGUGUUCAGAUGAUGACCCAUUUCUUGCAUCAGGCUAUUGUUCACUAGAGGUGGCACUGCCUUUAACGUUUUACUAUCCACAAAUCAGUAUAAAGCGUAACAUCCAGUUACUGCUCUUGCAUGUUUGCAUCUCUUCAAGUUAAUAGGGAAAGAGAGCCCCAGGGCAAAGCAUGAUAGAUGAGAUAAUUGACUUCACACGAGGACUGUGGAAGAGCCGGCCAAAUUCAGCUCUGACUUAAGUAUUUCUAUCUCUGCUUAUGUCUGAAAUAAUCUGAUGUAGUCCAUCUGCUGCCAAAGUGGAAUGGUGGCAUGAGAGCACUACUAUUCUGUGAGUAUUUUGUUCACUACUUGUCCAGUAUUCCCCUUCUUACUAGGGAGAGCUUCAGUGUGCACUGCUGGAAAAGAUAACUUCAUGGAUAGUGUAUGGAGGUCAUUGUAUCAAGAACCAUAAAGUGGUUUGGAUUGGAAGGGACCUUAAAGAUAAUCUAUAGUUUAACACUCCUGCAUGGACAGGGGUGUUAAAUGGAAUGGAAUGUAUUCCAUUAGACCAGGUUGCUCAAAGCCUCAUCAAACCUGACAUUGAAUGCUUCCAGGGAUGGGACAUCCAUAACUUCUCUGGACAACCUGUUGCAAUGUCAAAAUGAAGAAUUUCUUUGUAAUGUCUGAUCUAAAUCCACCCUCUAAAGUGAUUUCCCCUUGUCCUAUCUCUACAUGCCCUUGUGAAAAAUCUCUCUCCAGCUCUCUUGGAAGGCCCUCUUCCAGGAGCUGAAACAUGCUAUCAGGUCUCCCCAGAGCCUUCUCUGUGCCACGCUGAACAAACCCAGCUCUUUCAGCCUGUCUCCACUGGAGAGGUGCUCCAGCCCUCUGAUCAUCUUCGUGGCCCUCCCCUGGACUUGCAAUACCCUCCCUGCAUUUGAUUCUUGGCCUAUGCUGUGAUUGCUUGGCUAUGUCUGUCACUAAAAAAGAAGUCUGUCUCUUGCUAUAAUUCCACAGAACCAAUUGCCCUGGUGAUCCUCAGCAGCGUGCAUGUGCCUGGUUCCUGCUAGUUUAGAUCCAGGGGUGCCUGGCAGUGUUUUAGGUGGAGGGUGUGAUUGGCACACACUGUCCUGGCCUCACUGCUCUUGGUUUGCCCUCAUCCCAGCACAGGAGUCCAGCCUUUAAAGGGCCUAGGAAACAUCCUUUGAAAAUGGUACAAUGCCCUUGUGCAGGGUAUCACUCAAGAACUUCAGGGACAUGCUAUGUGUACUCCAACCCUUGGUUUUCUUCCCUGCAAGAAUAAUUUUUUCUUUACUGGGCAGUUCCAGAAGGCAGACUGUUUUAGUGAUAAGAAGAGGUCACAUACUCAAAGUAGUGUCUCACUAGGUUUAUGCUUUUAUUGAUAUAAUUGGAUGUCUUACAGAAGUACAAUAGCAGAGUAAUCCAGUGUGUAUGUGCAGUAAAAUGUGGUAUAACUCAGAAAAUAACCAUGCUCUUCUAGGUUAAAAUAUUUCUGGAAAUAUAAUUGCCAAAGUAAACCACCAGCCCAAGUUUAUUGAAAAGCCUCUUGGAGGCAGAAGCACAUAUUCCACUGAUCAGGAAGGUCAGUUAAUGAACAUCAAAAGACGUCAGAGUAGAGUUUUGUAUCUUUAUACUAUGGAGGUGUAUGAAAAUAUUUUCAUAUCUAAAUUUGGAGCUAGCUGUUGAAACUCUGUGUAGGUAUUUACAAUGUUGGUGGUUUGGCUGAAGUAUGUUUUGGCCAAUUAAAUGGAGUUGUUUUAUGUCAUUUUAAUUUAAGUUAAGUAGUUUCUUCACAAAAUUUUCUCAGGGCUCUGUCUGACUUCAGAUUAUACUAAGGUACUAGCCUAUAAAAAGAGAAAGAGAUGUACGGGCAAAUGAUGGAUGCACUGAUAGGGAAACUAGAGGGAUGAAAUCCCAUUUUGUUAAUCAUCACUCUAGCCUGUAGUUCACUAAUAGCUUUUAGUAUUAAGCAAAACCAGUAUUUGUUGCCAUUACUGCCCAUAAGUCUGCAUUGAUAGGAAGGUUUUCUCCCAGUUGUACAGCAGUUCCCAGUAUAAAUGCUUUUGUGCCCAAGACAAGUACACUUUGUCCCAAAAACUAGAAGGCAUCUGUUCAAAAAAUUUUAUUUGUCUGUAAUACCUAAUGGUUUCAGUAAUAGAUUAUUGCAUAUUGACCUGAUUCUCUUUCACCCUUCCUAACUUUUAAUCACUUUUAAUUAGGAAUAAAUACACAACUGGGAGACGAGUUCUGGAAAGAGCUCUUAAAUCCCACAGGGGUGCCUUUACAUAUGUGUAUGUGUGCUUGGUUUAGGGUUGGGUUUUUGUGUCUCUGCUGAGUUUGCUGGCAGCCAGUUGCUGGGGAAGGAGGAUAAUUACAAUACAAAAGUGUUUCAUGUUUUUCUCCUGUGGAUGAUGCUAUAAAUAUAAAAUUGCAGCAGAGAUUUUAUAGAAUUGUUAACAAACUAAGGAAGAUAAUUAAUUUAUGCAGAGUACACAAGAGCAAAAA
This is a messenger RNA of Taeniopygia guttata (zebra finch), 12837 nucleotides long. RefSeq names its product cordon-bleu WH2 repeat protein (gene COBL). NCBI's taxonomy places the organism in Eukaryota, Metazoa, Chordata, Aves, Passeriformes, Estrildidae. Gene Ontology annotation, molecular function: actin monomer binding. Gene Ontology annotation, cellular component: dendritic growth cone; actin filament; ruffle. The record is from RefSeq and is a predicted model, not a curated record. Gene Ontology annotation, biological process: actin filament polymerization; actin filament network formation.